Aspergillus fijiensis CBS 313.89 is the source of this 2364-nucleotide messenger RNA. RefSeq names its product OPT family oligopeptide transporter. Lineage: Eukaryota; Fungi; Ascomycota; Eurotiomycetes; Eurotiales; Aspergillaceae. The coding region runs from base 1 to 2364 and encodes 787 amino acids. Gene Ontology annotation, biological process: transmembrane transport. The record is from RefSeq and is a predicted model, not a curated record. The transcript is spliced from 6 exons. Gene Ontology annotation, molecular function: oligopeptide transmembrane transporter activity.
AUGGAGAUCAAACAGGCAGGGCUCUCGAUAGACGAGGGGCAGAGUGACAAGUAUGAAGAGAAGUCGGGACACGAUCGAUCUUCGAUGGAGCCCAGGAUUCUCGAGAAGGGAGAAACGUUUCCUGCGGACGAGGAUCAAGGCUUCGAGAGCGACCAGGUGGUGAGCACUGCGGCGGAUCUAGUCACCCAGAUCAUCAAGGUCGAGGAUGAUCCCUCCCUCAACCCUUGGAGUUUCCGGAUGGUUUUUCUGGGAGCUGGAUUGUCUAUCUUUGGUGGUGUGCUGCAGGAGAUCUUUUACUUCAAGCCGCAGACCAUCUACGUUUCCCAGGUGUUCCUGACUGUCAUUGCCUAUAUCUUGGGAGAAGCCAUGGCGUAUGCCAUUCCCCGCCGUGGCAUGAUCGGACGUCUGUUGAACCCCGGGCCGUUCAAUGCCAAAGAACACGCUGCUAUUGCCCUUAUGUCCUCAGCUGCCACUCAGUCUGCACUAGCCACUGAAGCACUUUCGGCCCAACAGCUUUUCUACGGUGGCUAUCCCAACCAUGCCGCCGCCAUUUUCAUCGUCCUCUCCUCCCAGCUGAUCGGAUUCGGGAUUGCGGGCCUGUUGCGCGAUGUGAUCGUGCGCCCAGUCAAGAUGAUCUGGCCCAUGACGUUGCCCAUCACUACUCUUCUCGAGUCCAUUCACAAGGACAAGCAAGAGGCGAAGGCCAAAUUGAAGAUCUUCUAUAUCUUCUUCGGGGCGCUCUUCGUCUGGACGAUCAUCCCCGAAUACAUCUUCCCGGUUUUAGAGGGUGUCUCCAUCUUCUGCUUGGCCAGCCAGCACAAUCUGGUAUUCACCAAUCUGUUUGGUGGUGCCUCUGGAAACGAAGGGCUGGGAUUCCUCUCCCUUUGUUUUGACUGGAACUAUAUAGCCUCUCUCGGUUCGCCACUUUGGGUUCCGCUCUACUACUUGACCAACAACCUUAUCGGCUACAUUGGAUGCAUUGUACUCUUCAUGGGUGUGUACUACGGUAACAUCUGGCGCUCGCAGGACUUCCCGUUCCUGUCUCAGCUGCUUUACUAUGGUGACUCAAACUCCACAAACUACAAUGCCUACAACCAAACCCUCAUCCUCAAUGCGGACUAUACUGUUGAUCCUCAAGCCCUGCAGGAGCAAGGUCUGCCCUGGCUGACCGGCACUUACGUCGCCUACCUCAUCACAUCGAACAUGGGUCUAACUGCUACAUUGACGCAUAUGUUACUAUGGAACUUUGACGAUAUAAAGGUGGGCUGGGCGUGGGCUGCACCGAGCCAGCUCAAGAAGUGGCUCAAGCCUGAGACAUACAAGUUCUGGGCAAACCAGGAGACUCCGGAGGAGCGGUUGCAGCGUCGCGUGAAUGACACUUCUCUGGAUCCACACUACCGGCUCAUGCUGCGCAACUUGUACUAUGACACGCCGCUCUGGUGGUGGGGAGCAGUGCUCCUUGGCAGUUUCGCCGUCGGUAUGGGCUGUCUGUAUGCCAUGAAGUCCACGCUCCCCUGGUGGGGGUUCAUCAUUGCCAACUUGCUCACGCUUCUUUUCAUGCUCUUCUUCGGCGCCCAAUAUGGGCUGACCGGAUUCCAAUUCAAUGUGCAGCCAAUCUGUCAGAUGUUGGCGGGCUAUAUGUUUCCUGGCAAGCCAUUGGCCAACCUCUAUUUCACUUGUUUUACGUAUAACUCUCUCCAGCAGGGGCAGGUUUUAGCCAAGGACCUACGACUUGCGCAGCAGGUCCACUUAUCGCCACGGUGCACCUUUUUCGUGCAAGUCAGCGGGUGCAUUAUCGGGGCCCUAUUCAAUUAUGUGAUGAUGUUGAUCAUCGUGCAAAAUCAAUCGGAAAUCCUGCUCUCCGAAGACGGUACCAAUAUCUGGAGCGGUGCCAAUUUCAACAGCCUUGCGAUUGCCUGGAGUAUGGCCAAGGACAUGUUCUCCAUCGGUGGCCGGUACCAAUGGGUCACGAUCUCGUAUCUGGUCGGCUUCGCCGUGCCCGUCCCGUUCUGGCUGGCGAACCGCUUCUACCCCUCCGGCAUCUUCUCCUACCUCAAUACCUCCAUCAUUCUGUGGUACAUGGGCUGGCUGUUUGUCGGCAUCAAUGCCUCCAUUCCGGUCUAUUUCGCUCUCGGCUUCGCUGCCCAGUUCUGGCUGCGUCGCUACCACCCGCACCUUUUCAACAAGUAUAACUACAUUGUCUCCGCUGCUCUGGAUGGCGGGACACAGAUCUGUGUCUUCAUCCUUACUUUUGCUGUCUUCGGAGGUAGUGGCACUUCGCACCCUUUCCCUACCUGGACCGGCAAUCCCGACACGAGUGUUCAUAACUUGGACUACUGCAUGGUGAACCCGGCGACGCUUUGA